Calypte anna (Anna's hummingbird) is the source of this 8304-nucleotide messenger RNA. It is a transcript of the gene SLC7A5, whose product is annotated as solute carrier family 7 member 5. NCBI's taxonomy places the organism in Eukaryota, Metazoa, Chordata, Aves, Apodiformes, Trochilidae. The transcript has 10 exons. Gene Ontology annotation, molecular function: neutral L-amino acid transmembrane transporter activity; L-amino acid transmembrane transporter activity. Gene Ontology annotation, biological process: amino acid transmembrane transport; neutral amino acid transport. The coding region runs from base 639 to 2219 and encodes 526 amino acids. Gene Ontology annotation, cellular component: membrane. The record is from RefSeq and is a predicted model, not a curated record.
GCACAACCGAUGCCUUCACUGAGACAGUGAGACAGAAGUUGCUUUAUUAUGCUGGCAUGCUAGCCAAAUUUUUUUUUUAAUUUUUUUUCCCCCCAACAAGACUUCUUGGAGACCUUGGCAUCCAAAAUGACAGGCAGAUCCCUGCAGUGCCUCUGCAGAAACGCAGGUGAUGCAGUGAUGGGGCCUGGGCAGGGGGCAGGGGAGGGGAAGUGGGAGGCAAAGCUUUUGCUGAACUUGGGGUUCACACACAGCCACGCAGGGCCCGGUUCUCCUGUGUAAGAUCACACCGGCUGGUCCAGGAGGAGCGGUGACAGACAUCCCAUCCCGUCCUGCCCCUGACACCCAGGAGACCCCCGGGACCGGGAGCAGACGGCGGGGGAGACCUCGCUUUGUUGCCAUGCGGGGGCAGCGGGCGAGCAGCGAGAGAUCCGCGGGUGCCCGGGAGCGCUGCAGCACCCCCCUUCCUCUCCCUUCCUCCUCCUCCUCCUCCCGGAAAGGAGGCCGGGCCCUUUUUCCCCGCCUAAGCCCUCACACACCGCCCACCGCCGCCGGAACAAAAGGGGCGGCUGCUGCUGCAUGGUGGCUGCCGAGCGCGUUUCCCCCGCUCCGCGCUGCGUUCCGCGCCGCUCCGCGCCAACAUGUCGGGCAGCGGCGGAGGCGACAGCAACAGCGCGGUAAAGAAAAGGACGCCGGCCGGCUCGACCUCCUCGCUUGCUCAGGAUGAAGAGAAAGAGGCGAUGGAGAAGAUGCUGGAAGCGGCGGGCGGUGGGGCGCAGGAGAACGGCUGCGCCCGCUCCCCCUCUCCCUGCGCCUCGGCCGAAGGGGUGACCCUGCAGCGCUCCAUCACGCUGCUCAACGGCGUGGCCAUCAUCGUGGGCACCAUCAUCGGCUCCGGCAUCUUUGUCACCCCCACGGGCGUCUUGCGGGAGGCCGGCUCGCCGGGGCUGUCGCUGGUGGUGUGGGCCGUCUGCGGGGCCUUCUCCAUCGUGGGUGCCCUCUGCUACGCCGAGCUGGGCACCACCAUCACCAAAUCCGGCGGGGACUACGCCUACAUGCUGGAGGUGUACGGCUCCCUGCCCGCUUUCCUCAAGCUCUGGAUAGAGCUGCUCAUCAUCCGGCCCUCCUCGCAAUACAUCGUGGCUCUGGUCUUUGCUACCUACCUGCUCAAGCCCAUCUUCCCCACCUGCCCGGUGCCCGAGGAGGCUGCCAAGCUGGUGGCCUGUCUCUGUGUCCUGCUCCUCACAGCUGUGAACUGCUACAGUGUGAAAGCUGCUACCCGUGUCCAGGAUGCCUUUGCUGCUGCAAAGCUGCUGGCGCUGGCUCUGAUCAUCAUUCUGGGCUUCGUGCAGCUUGCAAAGGGUGAUGUGACAAACCUGGCUCCUGAGCACUCCUUUGAAGGCACAAAAGUUGGUGUGGGGAACAUCGUGCUAGCUCUGUACAGUGGCCUCUUUGCUUAUGGAGGAUGGAAUUACUUGAACUUUGUUACUGAAGAGAUGAUAAAUCCCUAUAGAAACCUGCCUCUGGCUAUCAUCAUCUCCCUACCUGUAGUCACUUUGGUUUAUGUGCUGACAAACUUGGCUUACUUCACCACCCUGUCAACGGAGCAGAUGCUGACAUCUGAGGCAGUGGCUGUGGAUUUUGGGAACUAUCACCUGGGUUUCAUGUCCUGGAUCAUCCCAGUCUUUGUUGGCUUGUCAUGCUUUGGCUCUGUCAAUGGAUCUCUCUUCACUUCUUCCCGGCUGUUCUUUGUGGGAUCUCGGGAAGGACACUUGCCUUCCAUCCUGUCCAUGAUCCAUCCCAGGCUUCUCACUCCUGUGCCAUCCCUCGUCUUCACGUGUGUGAUGACCCUGCUCUAUGCCUUCUCCAACAACAUUUUCUCAGUCAUCAACUUCUUCAGCUUCUUCAACUGGCUGUGUGUGGCUCUGGCCAUCAUUGGCAUGAUGUGGCUGCGUUACAAGAAGCCAGAGCUGGAAAGACCCAUCAAGGUGAACAUCUGCCUGCCCAUUUUCUUCAUCCUGGCCUGCCUGUUUCUCAUUGCUGUUUCCUUCUGGAUGACACCAAAGGAAUGUGCCAUUGGCUUUGCAAUCAUCUUCAGUGGGAUCCCUGUUUACUUCUUUGGGGUCUGGUGGCAAAACAAGCCCAAAUGGGUUCUCCAAGGCAUCUUCUGUACCACAGUCCUGUUCCAGAAGCUGAUGGAAGUGGUUCCUCAAGAAUCAUAAGCAGGAAAAGCAGAGACACUCAGCUCGAGGAAACGCACAACCUUAUUUUAAGACAACACAAGGAGAAAACACUUCUGAUCCCUCUUCAAGGAAACCUAAGCACUGGAGCACCCCCUCCAUGGUGUCUGACACCAUGUCCCUGGCUCUGUCUUGCCUCCCCCAGCCCCUCCACCACCCCUGGCAGAUGAGGAGCCCUGCAGUGAGAAGUUCUUGGUACGAAGGUGGGGCAGGAGGAAGGAUUCCUGCCAGCCAUGAGUCCAAGCAGCAUCUGUGUGUGUGUCUGUGUGGGGCUGGGGGCUGGGCUUCAGUUCUGUGCUAGCCUGAUUGGGUUUGGGUCUGGGAUGCUCUAGAUGACCCUGGAUCUGUUCCUGAGCCAGGUUGGGGGGGUUGCCAGCCUUGCAGAUGUGCCUGGGGCACAGGGUGGUCCCGAGCCUGAUCCAUCUGCCUUACCUGGUCAAGGAAGGGCUGGUUGGGAGGCAAGGGUUGGCUGAUGUUGGUUCACACACACACACACACACACCAACUUGUACCAAAAUCUAUGCUGCUGGAUGCUUUGGACUCUUCCCACUGGCAGUGACUGAGGUGAGACAAGGCAGAGUGGAAUCAAGUGUCAGAGAAAUGGUGUGGGGAAACCUCAUCUGACUUUCACUGCCUUCCUGACAAGAGCACUGGGGGUCCCCUGCCACUGCCUGGCUUUUAACCCUUAGAUCCAAGCCCUCUCCCUGCUAUUGAGCCAAUCCUCUAGGAUGCUCUUCACCAGAAUGCCCACCCCAUCACCCUGGGAAUGAGCACUGAGGGUGGAGUUCCUCCUGAUAAACCCAGGGAAUUGCAAUCAGCAGAAAGCCAAGCCCUUGGCUUUGCCUCACUCCAUGUUUCCCUGUAGAUAAUCCAGCAUGGGGUGAGCAACCUUUUCAGAUGGCCCUGCUCAGUGCUUGCAGUGCCCUUCAUCUUUACCCCUAAACCAUUUGCAAAGAGAAAAGAAGGGUGGUAGGGGGGGUGGGAUUCCCUCAGCUGGGUCCCUGGGCUCUGGCUGAGCAUUCUGUCACCCUGCCCUCUGUCUCUUCUAGACCCUGCAGUGGAGAUGGGACCAAGUGGCUCUGGGGGUGUAAAAAGGGGCAGAUGUCCCCCAGGAUGUCAGCCUGCUGGUUUAGAUGGUGUCUUUGGCUUUCAGAAGCAGGGACUGAGGGUCUGGUCCUCCCCUGUGCAGAACUGCAGCAUCAGGUCUGGCUUGGGGAGGUGUCCCCAUCACCAUCUUCCUCUGCAGGGAGUGAUCUUUGAGCACAAACCUCUCCCCCCCAUGGGAAAUCUUGUUUUGCUCUUGUGGGUGGUUCAGUCCUAGCCCCUGAGCCCACCCCAAAUUCCUCUGUUUUCUCUGUAGUUGAGACUGUCCUCUUCAUGUUGCUUUAUUCAGCUUGUCAGCAAAGCUGCAGUUCUUCAAGAGUUUGCUCAUUGUGCCUCUGUGCUCAAGGUGAUAAUUGGGAAUCAAAGCAUCUUGUCCUCACAAGUGAGCUGCUUCAGUCUGAUCUUCUCUGUGCUUCUGCUUCGUGCUGGUCAGCUCUUUGUUCUCCACAUUUUUGUUAACUGAGCAGUUUGGAAGCCAGGAUCCUCCAAGAGCUGGUGCUUCCUACUGGAUUCUCCUCCUCCUCUCAGCAGAGGGUUUUUUUGGAUGAUGAGGCAUUAAGGAUACCAAUGGUACUAGCUCAUGCUUUCUCCUUUCAAGACAUUUUUUAGUUUAAAAAAAAAAAAAAAAGAAAAAAGUUAAAAAAAAAAAAGUAGGGUGUGUGUUUAAAGCAGGUGGCAGCUUCUGUUGAUGUGUGACAGUGCCCAUGGUUAUGCCAACAAGUGUCUCUGUGCAGCUCUUUUUUUUCCUUUGCCACCCAGGUGUCUGUGCUUUGGGGCAGUGCAGGAGGAGCAGGUGACAAUCAGCAUGCUGAGGACUUUGCUGUCAGGUUCCUUCUCUCCAUGGCAGCACAGAGAUGCCCCAAACCAGCUCAGGUGCCACUUGACACGUGGAUUGAGCUCCCCUGGAGCUCUUUUAACUCGUGGGGAACUGCAGUUGGGUUGGGGACAUCCACAGAAUGUCCCCAAAGAAGCCAAAGUCAAUGGCCAGUGCUUGGCUGUUCAGGGACCUACGUGCAAUGAGUUGGAGCAUCCCAGAUCCAGGUGCCUGCAGAGAGGCAUUUGCAUAAAUAAGGUUGUGAGCCAGAAAACCUGAGCUCAGUGUUUGGAAUCCCCUUCCAGCUGAAGAUAUCUUGGCAGGGUUUUUGAUGGGAAAUCAUUGCUGGACCUGGUUUGUGGAGCGUGAAGUCUCUCAGCUCCCCCUUGGUCUGCAGGUUUGGGUUUUUGGGUUGUAGUGAAGCUCAGGGUCAGCUUCCUGCAGGGCUUGGGUUCAGGGCAGGGACUUUCCUUGCCCAUGGGUACCAGCAGAAUUCAUUGUGAUGCAGAAGGAAGGGAUUUUAACUCACAUCCAGUGGAAAUCAGCACUUGAGUCCAAGCCAGAGAGCUCAGAAAUGGGUCCAGAUCUCCCAAAGGCAUGGGCUUGCUUGGUUUGGAGGUGUCUUCUGAUAUCUUGCAUCAGUGAUGAAGACCAUCACUACACUAUAGCCUCUUGUGAACCUUUCACAAUGGUUUCAAAGAGGAGAUGUCACACUGAGAAAUAUUUUUUUAUUGAUUAACUGAUUUUAAUUAAGCCCUUAACUCUCUUGCUUGCUCUUUAUGAGUUUUCAUGAGUUUUCACUUGCUGCUAAAGACCUUUUUCAUGUACUAACCUGCUGGCUCUGGUAUCAAUACUGUGUGUUUCCUGGUGAUCUCACCUGGUGAUCUCUCCAUGGCAAUAGAGGUGUAGGAAGAAAGUGAACCAGGUACCAGCCCAGAAUGACAAAAAUGGUGAAUUUGCUCAGCCACAGCUUGUGUCUCCAAAGCUUACCUUUAAAAAAAAACUGAUUUCUUUUAUCCCUGAUAAUUCCUCUCCACCAAAGCUUGGUGACAUGGCUGUUGAUCCCAGUAGUUCCCCAAUAAGCCUGUAAGGGGGUGGUUUAUUUUUUUUCUGGAGGUUAGGGAGAUAAUGAUUAAGAGGGUAAACUAAAAUCAUUUUAUGGAGAAAACUAAAGAAUUUUUUAGUCCAAAGAGUGAAGUGUUCCACUGCUGCCAAGUGCAACAGCUUGUAAGCCAGAUCAGCAGCCAGGUUGGACUGGAUGAUCUUAAAGAUAUCUUUUUGCCCAAAAUAUUGUGUGAGUAUCUGGUGUAUCUUGGCUGUGCUCAGCUGGAUUUUGGUGUGGAAAAAAAAAGAAAAAAUGAUAAUACACCCCCAGGAAAAGCCUCCUUGCUCCUCCAGUGUGGAAGAAGAUGUGUCACCAGGGGAGCAACAGGGACUGUACAGAAUAUUUCCUAUUGUUGCCAGCACUGACUGUGGGGUUUCUGUUGUUCCUCUGGCUCCCUGAGCCCCUGAGCAGUCACACCUCUUGCUACCCCCCCAAGGGAGGGAAAGGAAUUUGCUUCCCUAAACAGUAGCUCCAGUUAAACAAGGUACCACAUGAAUCCAUUCCAUAUGACAGUAUUCUGGAAGUACAGCCCCAGCCAGCAUGCUGGGGGAGCUGUAAACUCCUUUUUUUAGGUUAGAAAACACCUUUCAGAUCCUCCAGUCCAACCCUGGGGCUGUGGCUCUGUGUUUCUGUGAGCAGUGGCUGUGCCCCAGCAGCCCCUUGGUCCUUCCCCUAACCCCCCCUUCUCUGUUAGUGCUCUUUUUGCCUUGUUUUUAAGGAUUUAGAGUCCCAGGCAGUCGGUGCUCAUGGCACAGCAUCCCACAGGGGCUGCUAAACAGAACAGGGAGUUCAGAGCCAGCAGCCAGGUGCUUCCUUAUGCCUUGGGUUCCUCUUUCUACAUGAGAAAUCUUCUUCCCAACUCAGAGGGGAACCAAAUGCUCCUGGCCAAAAAUAUGGGAGGGGGGAGUUUAAAGUCACCCUGGGUGAUUUUUUUUAUAUUUUUUGGUUUUAACUUCCUGCAGUCUUCGUGGUGUUUUCCAUCCCAGACACUGUGUUGUGGUAAACACACUUCUGGUUUUUAAUGGUCUGCUGAGUCCAAAGGGACUUUGUCAUUGUCAGACAAACUUUUAAGACCCUUCAGCUGGUUUGAAGCUCCCAAGAAGCAGCUCCAAGCCCUCUCCCUGGGUGGGAGCUUGGGCUAGGGAAUGAAUCUGGCUCCUCCAGGGGCUCCUGCUCUGGGUGUGGAGCCCCUGGAGCUCUUCCCCAUGGCCAUGACUUCCAACCAUGGAAAGCUGGGAACACCACCCAACCAUGGUGGUGGUGGUGGUGGUGGUGGUGGCAGAGUCCUGGUCCUGCUGUGGGGAAGCAGAGGGCAGGGGUUCUCUGAGGCUGGGAAGGUACCUGUGCCUUCAGCUCCAGUGUCCUCGGGCUUGAAUCAAAACUAAAAAAUUUGUUAAGAAAAAAAAAAACAACACACAAAAAACCGAAAAAAAACAAGACAAAAACCCAACAAACCAAACAGGAAGAAAAGAGCCAAGUGCUGUCGUUACGCAAGGCUUCUUGGGGCUGUUUCUGUGGGACAGCAGCUCUUCCAUCCCCCACUUGCACAACUCCCUUCCCAGUGCCAUCAAAGGGACAGGCGAGGUUUGGCCGCAGAGCUGGGACAAAGCUUCCUCCUGGAGCUUGGGAAAGGGCAGCCCUGGGGCUCAGAUGGCUCCAGCUCCCCCCAGGCCUCGGGUCUGAGCUCUGCCAGCCGGCGCCACGACCUCAGCAGAACCCCAGGGACCUCAAUUGCAGCUUUGUGCCAGCUCUGAGCAUCUCCAACCUGGCUGGAGCCAGCCCCACUUGGCUGCCCUCCAGGAAACUGUGGGAAUUUUGUUCCUCUGCCUCCCCCCAGGACCUUUUCUGGCCCAGGGCAUCCCCUAAGACCUCGGUGUUGAGGGAUGCUCAAAGGGCUCUUCCUUGGUGGGUCCAUGAGGAGUUGCAGCUGUCCAGGCAGCCUCAGGAUGCUUUUCCCUGGAAGUUUCUUCCCAGUUUACACAGUUCCAACAGGAGCUGGCAGCUGGGGUGUGGGAUGUUGCUGGGAGCCCAAACCAAGUGCCCUUCAGCUGCACGUAGGAAAUGUGGCUUGGAUGAGGUCACCCUGAAGGAAGUGAUGGCCAGAAAAGUAUUUCUUUGCUUUUUUAGCCCCCCGUCCCUUGUGUGAGAAAGGGUGUUGCUUCCUCCAGCUGGUGAAGUGUUGGUGAGGAAAAUAAAAUAAAAUUAUAUAUAAUAUUUUUUUAAAUAUUGAAUUAAUUUUUAAAUGGCCUAGAAGAGACUUCAUGCCUAGAUCAUUCCCUGUGGGGGAUUUUCAUCCCUGUGCAGAUGCUCUCCUGCAUCCUAUCCAUCAGGACAAGGUGCUGGGGGGGCUGGCUGCUGCUCCUGCACUGGGAUGAAUUUCACACAGAAGGGGAAAAAAAAUCCUGAUUUGUUCAGAGGACAGGGUGAGGUCCAUGUCCCACCUAAAUCCUUGCAGAGGAAGAACUUUGAAGUGGUACCCAGACCUUGCACUGGCCCACAGAACAAAAGGAGGGUGAAGUUCACUUCUAGUGAAUAAUCUGACUUUUCAGAGCUACCUUUUUUCUGAAGUUUGUAUUUUUGUUGGUUUGGGUUUGUUUGUUGUUUUGGUUUUUUUUAAACACAGAGGGGGUGGGGGGUAAAAAAGAAAGAUCCUAACACAGAGAAAAUCUAGACCUGAUUUACAAUUUUGUUAUAUCUGGUUGCUCUAAAAAUGUUUUACUAAUUUAAAUGUUGCUAUAGAGGACAUUCUAUUUAUUUUAAGGGGUAAAUAUCUUUUAGUCUUAAUACUUCUACAGAAAGUGCUGUCUGUUCACAAUGUUUGUGUUCCUGGCAACACAGCAAUUCCACAACUGUUUGAGUGCUGGUCAGCCAGUAGUAACUUAAUCAAAUUGCCUUGUAAAACAAGAUAUCUCCUGCAAUGUAUUUUUUUUUUCUAGUAUUUCUUGAUUCUUUUAUGUCCGUGGUUAACAAAUUUGUUCAAUGUCUGGGUUGUUCUAUGUUUUGGGUUGCUGGUUUUUUUUUUAACAAAGAAAGCUGAAUCACAA